Molecule: messenger RNA, 2253 nt
Organism: Manduca sexta (tobacco hornworm)
Lineage: Eukaryota; Metazoa; Arthropoda; Insecta; Lepidoptera; Sphingidae
Gene: ple
Product: tyrosine 3-monooxygenase
Exons: 8
Coding region: 198-1877 (559 amino acids)
Biological process (GO): dopamine biosynthetic process from tyrosine
Cellular component (GO): cytoplasm; perikaryon; axon
Molecular function (GO): tyrosine 3-monooxygenase activity; iron ion binding
Source: RefSeq, a predicted model, not a curated record
GCGAACGAACAUCAUGCAUUGGUCUGUUUGCAAUCCAAAGUUUAGUUAGCUAUAGUAAUACGACAGCUCGAGUCGCAGACAGACAGGCACAAGCCCGUGGUCGAGACAAAAAGCUCUCGCAGACAAUACGCUAGCUAAACGCGCAGUGAACCCUUCGUUCAGGCCCUACCGGUCCCAGUGGUGUGUCGUGAGAAGAAAUGGCAGUUGCAGCAGCCCAGAAGAACCGCGAAAUGUUCGCCAUCAAGAAAUCCUACAGCAUUGAGAACGGCUACCCAUCUCGCCGUCGCUCGCUGGUAGACGACGCCCGCUUUGAGACCCUAGUUGUAAAACAGACGAAACAAAGUGUCUUGGAAGAAGCUCGCGCCCGCGCCAAUGACUCUGGCUUGGACUCCGAAUUUAUCCAAGAUGGAAUUCAUAUUGGCAAUGGCGAUAACACCCCUACUGUCGAAGAUGGAACCCAACAAGACGAGACUAAAAAUGGGCAUCUUGCAGAUGCAGAUGUUGGCGAUAACAAGGCAGAUGAGGACUACACUCUCACCGAAGAGGAAGUAAUCCUUCAAAAUGCUGCGAGUGAAUCCCCCGAAGCAGAGCAAGCCGUGCAGCAAGCUGCUCUGCUGCUUCGCAUGCGGGACGGCAUGGGUUCUCUCGCUCGCAUCCUUAAGACUAUUGACAACUACAAGGGAUGCAUCCAACAUCUUGAAACUCGUCCGUCUCAAGUCCCCGGAGUACAAUUUGAUGCCUUGCUGAAGGUUACCAUGUCGCGUAUCAACCUUCUCCAGUUAAUUAGAUCUCUUCGACAGUCAACGGCUUUCGCCGGAGUCAAUCUCAUGUCUGAGAACAACAUCUCCAGCAAAACCCCGUGGUUCCCCUGCCACGCUUCCGAUCUCGACAACUGCAACCAUCUCAUGACUAAAUACGAACCUGAGUUGGACAUGAACCAUCCUGGUUUUGCUGACAAAGAGUACAGAGAGCGCAGGAAACAAAUUGCGGAGAUCGCUUUCGCUUACAAGUACGGUGACCCGAUCCCAUCCAUCUCGUACACUGAGAGCGAAAACGCCACCUGGCAGCGUGUGUUCAACACCGUUUUGGACCUGAUGCCCAAACACGCCUGCAAGGAAUACAAGGUGGCUUUCGGCAAACUGCAAGCCGCAGACAUCUUCGUGCCUCACCGUAUUCCUCAGCUAGAGGAUGUGAGCAGCUUCCUGCGCAAGCACACCGGUUUCACACUGCGCCCCGCAGCUGGUCUUCUCACCGCUCGCGACUUCCUCGCCUCCCUCGCCUUCCGUGUGUUCCAAUCCACACAAUACGUACGUCACGCAAACUCGCCAUUCCACACCCCCGAACCUGAUUGUAUCCACGAGCUUCUUGGCCAUAUUCCGCUCUUGGCUGACCCUAGCUUUGCGCAGUUCUCACAAGAAAUUGGACUUGCUUCACUUGGCGCCUCGGACUCUGAAAUUGAAAAACUCUCAACUGUAUACUGGUUCACGGUCGAAUUCGGGCUGUGCAAGGAGAACCAACAGCUGAAGGCUUAUGGUGCCGCUCUGUUGUCCUCCAUUGGAGAAUUACUCCACGCUCUUAGCGACAAGCCGGAACUUAGGCCGUUCGAGCCCGCAUCUACAUCCGUGCAACCCUACCAAGAUCAAGAAUAUCAGCCUAUCUACUAUGUAGCCGAGAGUUUCGAAGAUGCCAAAGAAAAAUUCAGACGCUGGGUGUCCACCAUGUCCCGACCCUUCGAAGUGCGCUUCAACCCACACACGGAGCGCGUGGAGGUCCUGGACUCCGUGGACAAGCUGGAGACGCUCAUCUGGCAGCUCAACACCGAACUGCUGCAUCUCACCAAUGCCGUCAAGAAGCUUAAGGGCUCACAUUUCGAGUGAUUGCCCUACCUUUAGUACACAUCAACGGUUCAGUGCACGCGACCUUGUCGCAUUCUGUAUAGCUAGUGAUAUUAUAGAUGUAAGAUUGUUGUUGGCGUGUGUGGAGCGUUUGUGAGCGAGUGUGAAAACCAUCCGAUGGUACUUCGUUGAAUUCCUUUUGUACCUUAUUAUAUUAUUUAUUAUGCCGAGCUCAUUGCCCGGGACUCGGAAAGUGCACGGAGCUCCCUAUUGCCCAUUUAUGGAGGCUGUGCGCGUUUCGCGAAUCCUUUACUAUUAUUAGAUAUAAUUUAUAAUUUAAAGAAAGACACAAACAAACAAAAAAUGGAGCACCAAAAACAUAAAAAAAAUCAAACAAAAUAUAUGCGUUUGAGUGAAA